This is a messenger RNA of Drosophila virilis, 1409 nucleotides long. The record is from RefSeq and is a predicted model, not a curated record. NCBI's taxonomy places the organism in Eukaryota, Metazoa, Arthropoda, Insecta, Diptera, Drosophilidae.
CAGCAGCAACAUCAGCAACAGCUACAUUGACAACAACCUCCUCAGGCAGUUUGCAACAUGGUGGGGCACACAACGCGCUUCCGCAUUCGCAUACGCACCACCCACACCACUAUCCUAGCAUUCACGUUCAGUUGGGUGCCGGCGGCGUUCACGUUGAUGAUUUGAGUAGCUCCUCCACCAACUCCUACGCAGCGCAACAUGCGCUCUACAGCACGCAUCACCAGCCCCAACUAAGGCGCGACGAUAACCUCGCCAAAUCUAGCUGAAAGUCAUGUCGGGAGCAGCAGGCCCAGCAAACCAUGAAGAAGAAGCCAAUCCCGGCCAGACGUACCCGCCAGCCCGGCAAUACCAGCCACACCAAAAUGCCAUCCAGCACCAACAAGCCCCAGUCCCACACAUACAAGAAGCUAAAACAAACGGCUGUUAACUUUCAGCAGCUGCGCGACAACCAAGAAGACGAUCUCAGCAGCAGCACCAGCAGCUCCUCUACCUUUUCGUCGUCCUCGCAGCAGCAGUCGUCGGUCGACUACGAGGCGGAGGACGAGAACGAGGAUAGGCAGCGCCAGAGGCGUCACAAAGAUGAGAACGACAGCCUCAUACAUGUGCAGAACUUUCUAAAAUGCUUUGGUGCCAAUGCCUAUGCAGGUGCCACAGUGCGAGGCACAGCCUCAACAGCGUCAAUGAACACUGUGAACACGCCAAAGGCGGCCACAACCUCAAAUACAGAGCUGCGCAAUUGGCGUCGCACGUAUCGCACAACAACAACAACAACAACAACAGCUGCAGCUAACACAACAGCAACAAUAUCCUCCUUGCAACAAGCAACAGCAGCAACAGCAACAGCACAAACUCAGUUCACCAACUGCAAGCCGCAAAAAUUUCAAAUAAAUACAAAAUUUUUACGCAAGCCGCGUAACAAAUUGAUGAAAAUGUUGCCGACAACAACAGCAACAACAACAACAGCAACAACAACAACGACACAGCAGCAACAAGUAGAACAAGAGCAAACGCAGCUAUUUAUUGAUGAUUCCAACGCCAAAUUCAAAGACUUUUCAAUUGACUCGCUUUUGAAUAAGUAAAACGUAACACAAUUAACAAUUAGCCCUAUUAUUUAUAGCCUAAUUCUUCACACAGCCACCCGCAAACCGCGUUCCUACAAAACCCCCCAAACUAUUAUGUAUAUUUUAAUUUGUUUAGCCAAUCGUACAGGAUGUGACACAUUAACAUACAAAUAGAAUAUACAUAUAUAUAUAUAUAUAUAAAUGUAUUAUUAAGUUGUUUAUUUAUUACAUAUAUUUGUACAACUAAUGGCGCAACUCAUAAGUAGCAUUAGCAGGCGUAAGCAUACAUAUGUACAUAUACGAUUACUUAAUUACAAGUUAAUAAACCAUAACAAUGAUAGAAUUUAA